Molecule: messenger RNA, 1143 nt
Organism: Prunus armeniaca (apricot)
Lineage: Eukaryota; Viridiplantae; Streptophyta; Magnoliopsida; Rosales; Rosaceae
Source: the annotation of a GenBank genome assembly
AUGGAAACUCUCCAUUUCCUCAAGUUCUGGAAACCCAACAAUGCCUCCACCAUCGCAGUUCCAAGUCCUUUAGUUGAAACAGACCAUGAGGUUGAAGAAGAAGAAGAAGAAGAAGACUCAUUCUUCGACUUGGAAUUAAGUUUCGAUAUCAUGAACAAAAACGACGCAAACAAGGCCUGCACAGAUGAUGCAACCCCGCAGGAAAGUAACAGGCUUGAUUCCAUUCCAAAAUCAAACAACUCAGCCAAAAAAGCCGGCUGUACCGAACCCUGUCUUUCCAAACCGCCCCUUUCUCUCUCGCCUUCUGAUUCAAUUUCCAAAAGGAAAAUCCUCCCCAUUGAGCCUAUUUUCAAGCCUCAGUCCCCAAUUGCUCUCCUUAAAUCGGCUCCAAAGUUUGGAGCUUUCAUGUUGAAGAAGCCCAAAGCAACAAAAACAACAGCGAAGAAAACAGAGAAAACAGGGGAAGCAGAGUCCAAAGUUUUGAUGGAGACCCAGAAGCAGAAAAGCAAAGAAGGCAACCUCUUCGGUGUGAAACUCCUCAAUACUGAAGAACAUCAAAACCCUUCUAAGCUCACCCGAGAAAACAGUUCCAGGAGGAACGGAAGCAGGCAACAGAACCAGAGCUCAGAAGACUCCAAAACAGAGCGAUUCUCGAAAGAUAUGAUACAAAAGUACCUGAACCUAAUCAAGCCACUUUUUAUGAAGGUUUCCAAGAAGUGCAGUGAGAAGGUGAAGCCUUCUGGUAAUAUUCCAAUGUCAUCGCCGAAUUGUUCUCCUGCUAUGCCGGUAUUAUCUAUGUGUUCGCCCAAGAAGGAGAAGCAGGGGAAUAUUCCUGUCGGAAUGAGAGUUGUUUGUAAGAACUUGGGGAAGAGCAAAUCGGCCACGACGAUGGCAGUGGCGCCACAGGUGAAACGGAGAGACGAUUCGCUGUUGCUGCAGCAUGAUGGGAUUCAGAGUGCCAUUCUACAUUGCAAGAGAUCAUUCAAUUCUAGAGAUUCUUCCUCGUUAUCAAGGUCAGCCAGUGAUUCUUCAUCCAUGAACUCGUACUCUACUGAUUCUUCUCUGUUAUCACGGUUUGCAAGUGAAUCCCACGACAAAUCAGCGAGAAGCUCCAUUGAGGAAGGGGUUUGUGCUGAAAUUUGA